GAGAGAACCACAACAAAGCAACGACGAUAACGCGAAUGGAAAGCAAGGGAGCAUAAAACAAGACAAAACAAGGCACAGCUGCAGCAAUGGGCAAGUCCCAGUCACACUUGGCCAAGCACAAAGACGAGAGUCAUGACGCGCUGACGGCCAACGCCGAGACAGAAGACGACAUAAAGAACGGCGAUGUGUCUCAGUUCCCCUACGUGGAGUUCACGGGACGGGACAGCGUCACUUGCCCCACAUGUCAGGGGACCGGCAGAAUCCCCCGAGGACAAGAGAACCAGCUCGUGGCUCUGAUUCCUUACAGCGACCAAAGGCUCAGGCCAAGCAGGACAAAGCUGUAUGUUACGAUAUCAGUGGUCCUUUGCCUCCUGCUGUCUGGCCUGGCUGUUUUCUUCUUAUUCCCUCGCUCUAUUGAUGUCUCCUAUGUGGGAGUGAAGUCCGUCUACGUCUCCUAUGACCAGGACCAGCGGAUUGUGUAUCUCAACAUCACAAGUACCCUGAACAUCACCAAUAAUAACUACUACGCUAUAUCUGUGACCAACAUCACAGCACAAGUGCAGUUCUCCAAGACGGUGAUAGGCAAGGCCAAGUUCAGCAACAGCACAGUGAUCAUACCGCUGGAUGAACGGCAGCUUGACUACACCGUUCCCACCACCAUGUCUAAAGAUAUCAGUUAUAUGUAUGACUACUGCACCCUGUCAACCAUCAAAGUGCACAACAUUGUGGUCAUGAUGCAGGUGACGGUGACCACGACGUACUUCGGCCACGCGGAGCAGGUUUCCCAGGAGAUGUACCAGUAUGUGGACUGUGGGGGGAACACCACCUCCUUGCAUGGACAUGUACAGGUCUACCAAUAAGGAAAGAAAGAAAGAAAGAAA
Scomber japonicus (chub mackerel) is the source of this 881-nucleotide messenger RNA. It is a transcript of the gene tmem106ba, whose product is annotated as transmembrane protein 106Ba. The coding region runs from base 87 to 860 and encodes 257 amino acids. Lineage: Eukaryota; Metazoa; Chordata; Actinopteri; Scombriformes; Scombridae. The transcript has 8 exons. The record is from RefSeq and is a predicted model, not a curated record.